AUGACUGGUAUAGGAGCAAUUCAAACGGAUAUGGAGACAAUCGAAAAAGAACUGUUACAUGCAGAAGUAAGUUUCAUAACUAGACAUGAGCAACAGGCUUGAAAGUUACGUCCGGCCUGUGGGCCGGGCUUGAAAAUUGGACCCAGGCCCGACAAAAGUUUUUUUAAAUUUUUCAUUUUAAUCCCCUUGAUGUUUUUUGGUUUUAUUGGGUACUAUGACCCAUAAAUGAUCUGAAAAAACAAAGCCAAAUUUCCGUUUAGUUUAAAAUUUUUUAAAACGGGCCGAGCUUGAAAAUUGGGCCCGGCCCGUUGCUCAUGUCUAUUCAUAGCAUUAAAAUAAAAGUAAAAUAAAACGAAAUAUAAUUAGAAUUAUUUUAGGAAAAACAUGAAGAGUAUUUGGGAGUUCUUCGAGAUUUGGCCAAGUUUCAAGCCCAAAGUAAGAAGAAUGUGAAACAUUUGAAGUAUUUGUAUACUCAAAUUCAGUGUGAUAUUAAAAAGUAUGUUUUCUAUCUUUGAUAUUAUUGUAGUUUAGAGCAGAAGUAUCCAAAAUCAGUCCAAAUCAAGAGGAACUUGAUCAUCUGAAAAAGCUUAAGCUACGAUUAACGGAAGUCAAGUUUAAAAUAGAUGAAAUGAAAGCUGAGCUGCCAGCUGAUGAUAACGGGUAAAUCUAUUUUAGUUUUAAAAUGCGAUUCGCAAAAUUUUAGUCAGAAAAUUAGCUUGUGCUGCAUGUUACCAUGAGCACAUAAUGCUUGUGUUUAGAUAAAAAUUUUAUUAAAAGUUUUUUCACAGGUAACAAAUUUUAUAUGUUAAUGGUUGCGUUAUUUAGAUUGUAUUUAUCGAUUAUCUUGGGCAGUAACUUGGACGUAUCACUAUUGAAUCCGGACGACAGAUAUCGCUACAAGCAAGAAUAUGAAAAGUUUAAGAUGACUGUCACUUCUGUGGCUAUGGUUGUUCUUCUUUUGUCAUACUUUAUGCCUUCUCGAGCAACAGACGCGUUGUCGACAUUUUUGAUGGUUUGGUAUUACUGUACAUUAACCAUUCGUGAGGCAAUUUUACGUGUGAAUGGAUCCAGGAUUAAAGGAUGGUGGGUUUUGCAUCACUACGCGGCUUGUGUACUUUGUGGAAUAGUUUUAAUUUGGAGAGACGGACCAUGUUAUAAAGAGUUUAGAAAUCUGUUUAUUGUUAUGGCGUUUUAUAUUGCGUUGGUACAAAUGAUGCAGUACAAAUAUCAGACGGGCUGCUUAAGAAGACUUCACGCCUUGGGGCAACGGCAUUCAAUGGAUAUCACAGUUGGUAUGUUUAAAUUUGUUAUUUAAAAAAUUAUUUUUAGAGGGAUUUAGCAGCUGGAUGUUUAAAGGCUUAACUUUUAUACUGCCGUUUUUGGUUAUUGGAUAUGUAAGUUUUAAUGAAUAAGGAGGCGUUUACUGAAUAGGAAACGCAAAUUUUUUAAAACUUUUAAAUAUUUUUUAUAUUUCAGCUGCUUCAAGGAUAUUGCUCGUUUUACUUGUUCCACAUGUAUUUCUUCAAAAAUUGUUCACAAGACUGGCAGGUCUUGGCUUUGGCGGUAUUGUUUGGAAUUGUUAGCUUGGGAAAUAUUAUUACAAGUGUGAUUGUAUUCUUGAAGAAACUAAGGCAGCAUACCUCAGAUGUGAGCUUGUUGGCUUCUAAGUAUCGGCUAAAAACGGAGUAA
Molecule: messenger RNA, 1689 nt
Organism: Bursaphelenchus okinawaensis
Lineage: Eukaryota; Metazoa; Nematoda; Chromadorea; Rhabditida; Aphelenchoididae
Source: the annotation of a GenBank genome assembly